AUGCAGCGGGGGGUCUCCAAGCAGCGCUCGGUCUCCUCCUCCUCGGGCUCCUUCCAGGCUCCGCCGCCGCCUCCCCCCGCCGCCGACCUCCAGCCGCUCUUUCUGGGCGGCGGCGGCGGCGUCAGCAGCUCCUCCAGCGGCAGCAGCAGCUCGAGCGGCGGCUCCCGGCGGGGCAGGCGGGGCUCAGAGGAGGAGGAGGAAGGCGAGGAAGCCAAGCCGCUCGUGCCGGCGGCGCCGGAGCCCCCCGCCGCCGCGCCCGCCGCCUGCGCCUCGCCGGCCUCCAGCGGCGCCUCCGGCCUGGGCGGCGGCAUGACGGCUGGGGAGGCCUUCGGGGCGGCGGCGGGCGGCGGGCCGGCCUGGGCGGCGAGCGGCGGCCCCCGCUGGGGCUACAAGGCGCUGUCCCUGGUGCUGCUGCUGGGCCAGGGCGCGCUGCUGGACCUCUACCUGAUCGCCGUCACCGACCUCUACUGGUGCAGCUGGAUCGCCACCGACCUGGUGCUGGCCGCCGGCUGGGGCAUCUUCUUCUGCCGCAACAGCCGCGCCCGCCGCCGGGAGCGCCCGCCCGGGGCCGCCGGGCACCCCCUGCCGCCGCCGCCGCCCCUGCACCCCCUGCUGGGCCACCCGCCGCACGGGGGCCGCGGCGGCGGCGGCGGCGCGGGCAAGGCCGGCGGGGCGGCGCGGCGCGGCGGGGACUUCGCCUACGCGCACCUGGCCUGGCUGAUCUACGCCAUCGCCUUCACGCCCAAGGCGGCGCUCAUCCUGGGCACGUCCAUCCUGGAGCUGGUGGAGCUGCGCCUGCCGCUGGGCGCCACCGGCUUCCGCGUCACGCUGGCGCUCUCGGCCCCGCUGCUCUACUGCCUGCUGCGCGCCAUCGGCGCCGACGCCUCCCCCGGCCGCCUGCUGCUGCCGCCCCAGCCGCGCGCCGCCGCCGCCGCCUUCCUGGCCACCUGCCUCGACCUGCUGGACAGCUUCACGCUGCUGGAGCUGCUGCUGCUGCCGCCCGGCCGGCCGGCCCUGGCGCUGCCGCCGCCGCUGCGCUACCUGCUGCUGGCCGUCUACUUCCUCUGCCUGGCCUCGCCCGUCCUCUGGCUCUACGAGCUCAGCGCCCCGCGGCCGCCCGGCGCCGCCCGCCUGGCCCUGCACUGGCUGCUGCCCGCCGGCCUGCUGGACGCGCCGCUGCUGGCCCUGCGCUGCCUGCUGCUGGUGCGCUACCAGCAGCCGCUCUCCGUCUUCAUGCUCAAGAACCUCUUCUUCCUGGCCUGCCGCGCCCUCGAGGCCCUGGAGGCCUGCUGCCUGCUGCGCGCCGCCGCCGGGCCCCGGGCCAAGACCAAGAGCGCGCCCGACCCCGCCGCCGGGCCCGCGCCCGGCCAGCUCAGCCACUGCGUCUCCGAGAACGACAUGGGGCCUCACGGCUAUGUCAACACCCUGGCCGUCACGGCGCAGAGCUGA
Messenger RNA from Eublepharis macularius, 1449 nucleotides. RefSeq names its product transmembrane protein 121B (gene TMEM121B). Bases 1 to 1449 code for a protein of 482 amino acids. The record is from RefSeq and is a predicted model, not a curated record. The transcript is spliced from 2 exons. Lineage: Eukaryota; Metazoa; Chordata; Lepidosauria; Squamata; Eublepharidae.